GCAGUUCAUUCUUCAUUUUUUCGAGCCUCAAGUUAUUUUCCCGAUGCAGAUGCAUGUGGAAGUAUCUAAAUAAUUAAAAUCGCUUUGUCAGGAAAUGAGGGAAGAAAUUUUGCUUCGCAAACUCCUUGCCGAUGGUGAAGGCACUGGGGAAGAGCGUCGCUUUCAGCUCCUGAAUGCUUGCCUUCGUUCAUUGCGUAAUCCCAACACUGUGAGCAAAGCUGAAGCUGUGAAGGCUCUGCGGUUGAUAGAUUCACUGGAGCUAUCGAUGAGAAAACAACUAGAAAUUGCCGAAAUGAGUGUGAGACAGACAAAGGAGUAUGAAGAAAUGGCGGAAAGGGUUGACAAAGAAAUAGCCAUCAGUCGCGAAAAGAUGGCACAAGCGAAGCAAGACCUCACCGCAGCCCGACUUGUACGAAAGAAUAGGAAGGAAUAUGCACUUUUGGUGGGAAUGAUAGACGAUCUACCAUCCCGGGCUGAAACAACCAAAAAAUUGGAAGAUAUGCAGGAAGAGCUUGCCCAACAACAAGAACGUCAACAGCAGCUAGAAGCGAGGUUGUCGGAGCGCAGGAAUCACCUUCAUGCCCUCAACAUAAUCCUAGCUAAUUUCCAAAAACUCCUUGCAGACGAGGAUAGCGAAUUGGCAAAUGACGCUGAACAAAAUGAUAAAAAAGAUGACGGAGAGGAUGACGAUCGAUCUCAGAAGGAAAAAUCUACUGAUACUAUGGAAACGGGCUAA
This is a messenger RNA of Cylicocyclus nassatus, 736 nucleotides long. NCBI's taxonomy places the organism in Eukaryota, Metazoa, Nematoda, Chromadorea, Rhabditida, Strongylidae. The record is from the annotation of a GenBank genome assembly.